This is a messenger RNA of Myripristis murdjan (pinecone soldierfish), 1324 nucleotides long. It is a transcript of the gene dynlt3, whose product is annotated as dynein light chain Tctex-type 3. The transcript is spliced from 5 exons. Gene Ontology annotation, biological process: microtubule-based movement. The record is from RefSeq and is a predicted model, not a curated record. The coding region runs from base 106 to 453 and encodes 115 amino acids. Gene Ontology annotation, molecular function: dynein intermediate chain binding. Gene Ontology annotation, cellular component: cytoplasm; cytoplasmic dynein complex. NCBI's taxonomy places the organism in Eukaryota, Metazoa, Chordata, Actinopteri, Holocentriformes, Holocentridae.
CCUCCGCUCGUUGACUUUGCACAGAAGCAGCUCAACAGGAACAAUACAGCAUCCUCACAGCGGUGUUAUUGUCACAACCAGCAGGGAAAGACUGUGUCAGUGAGAAUGGAGGAGUAUAAUUCCGGAGAUGAGGUGCUCUUCAAUGCUGAUGAGGCCAGCGCGUCUGUUAAAGAGUGUAUUGAAGGUGUCAUCGGUGGGACGGAUUAUAACCAGAACAAAGUGAACCAGUGGACGGCCAGUAUAGUGGAGCACACUCUCACUCACCUGGUUAAACAAGGGAGGUCCUUCAAAUACAUAGUAAAUUGUGCCAUCAUGCAAAAGAGCGGCGCUGGUCUCCACACGGCCAAUUCCUGCUACUGGGACACUGCCACUGAUGGAAGCUGCACAGUCAGGUGGGAGAACCGCACCAUGUACUGCGUGGUCAGCGUCUUCGCUGUCGCUGUGACUCUGUAACGGAGCAGAUCUACAGCUUGCUCUCCUGACGUCCAGAGCUGCACUUUGAAACGGCACGCACCGCGACCAACAAGCCUUGAAGAUCCUAUGUUGAUAAUAUAUGAUUGAAAUUAACAUACAAGUAGCUUAUCUCUCCCCACAGGCAUGAGCAGGUGAAAGCUAUGGUUUUUAUGAGUUGAAAGCCUGUGUCUGUUCCUCUGCACUUUGAGAAAUUGUAGAGCUAAAACACGCUGCUGCUCUGUAGGGACCAAGGCAGGGGCACAACCCGAGCCUGACGCAGACAACUGCUUGGAUCAACAAUUGUAAUUUGAACAUCUUGAUGUUUCUAGAAAGGGCAUAUUCUCUUGAUCAACUGUUUCCAGUUGUUGCUAUCAUCUUUCCACACUGUAAAAUACAGCAUUAGUUACUGUCAUGUUGUCUGGUUCAGUGCAUUCCCAACUAGGUAGGUCCUUGUCAGCUGAGCUGUAAUUUAAGAGUACUGUAUAGAAAAGCUCACUAUUUAUUUAAGGAACUGCCCCUUUAAAUGUAGUGUUUCUUGUUUUAUUAGGUAUUGCCAGCUUGCUACUUGUAUAAAAUGUUUUUAUUAGACCACAUUGACAUUUUAAUGUUUUAUAUUGACUUGUAACUUAAAUGGUUUAUUAAGAUUUGUGUUUUUAUGGCUGUGUUGAUGUGAAGUUACAGGCCGGAGUCCAACACUGGGGAUGUUUUUAUGUCGGAUCCUAAACGGUCUUCUCAGCUUUUCCCUGCAGAAUUUCUGGAACUCUGUUGCAACCAAACACUAUGUGUCUUUUCCUUUGUGGAGGCUGUUUGAUGAAUUAAUUGACGAAACAUGUCUUGUGGUCAGUAAAUGUAUUUAACAAGAUACAAAUUU